This is a messenger RNA of Hypanus sabinus (Atlantic stingray), 1859 nucleotides long. It is a transcript of the gene fam185a, whose product is annotated as family with sequence similarity 185 member A. The coding region runs from base 119 to 1747 and encodes 542 amino acids. Lineage: Eukaryota; Metazoa; Chordata; Chondrichthyes; Myliobatiformes; Dasyatidae. The record is from RefSeq and is a predicted model, not a curated record. The transcript has 5 exons.
GGUCAAACAGAGCGUUGACUUCAACUCCCAGCAUCCCCUCCUCCGUGCUCCGCCAAACAACAACAACAAUCGAAGCUGCAGAUCAGCUGUGAGAGAGUUGUGCUUUCCUGGGCGCAACAUGACUUUUCUCGUUGUAUUUUGCCGUAGAGCCUGCCGAGCGGUAUUGCUCAAGGAGGGGACCUGUGUGAUCAGCCGCGGUUUUCUGCGGACAGUGCCCAGGAGGCCUCUGUGUCAAAACCGAAGCCUCGGCUCCAGACAGAAGGGCAAUGCACUGAAACGCUGGACCAUGCUGGUGGACCCGUUCAGUUCCUUGAAGGUCCGCCUGCCCUGCGAUGUGUCCGUGAAGGCGUUGGAUCCGCAUGGUUACCCAGCAGCUGACCGCGCUUUUGUUGAGCUCCUUUCCCCCAACCAAGCUGAAAACCUAGACGAUGUUCUGGUGCAGUAUGAUAAAGCUCGUAAGCAGAUGCUAGUGGUUUCAGAAAACAUUAGCAGUGAUGCUCGUAUUGAUCUGAUAACUCCGGUAAAGAUUGAUCUGGAUAUUAGUACAUUUCAGAAAGGAUGCGUUAAGAUUAAAAAAAUGGAGUGUGAUAACUGCUAUGUGGAAACUGAGAAAGGGCACAGUAUCUUGAAUUCAUUAAAGGCCCAUAAAGUCAAAGUGCAAAGUAGAGGUGGAAACAUAAUCUGUCUAGGAACAAUCCAUGGAAAUGUAGAUAUACAGACCAACAGUAAAGGUUUUGUGGAAAUCGAAAAACUUCAAGGAACAGACAUGAAUAUUUCCACUACUGAUGGUGCAUUAAAAACAAAGUACAUUUACGCCAAGUCUUCACAUCUGUCUUCUUCCAUUGGGAAUAUCGAACUUGGAAACAUUCACGAUAAAGUCUUUAGCAUAUGGAAAAGGAAAGGUAUAAAAUGCUUUCGUGAUCUCUUCUUUGAAGGUAGUUUGAUGUCUUUCGACCAACUUUCUAACAAAUUUGAGUUACCUAAAUCUAACUUUUUUAGAUAUUUACAAAUUAGAAAUUUUUUACAUAAAAUUCUACCAUCCUUCCCCAAUUCAACUUCAACGGACCUUUUAGGUAUGAUUUUUACCUUAAAUCCCUAUCAGAAGGGAUUAGUGACUUUUAUUUAUAAUAUGAUUAUGAAGAUACAACCAGAAAUAUCAGGUAGAAUUAAACAAGAAUGGGAAAAAGAACUUCAAUAUAAUAUAUCAAUAGAAAAAUGGGAAAAAAUUUUACAAAUGGUUAAUUCUUCUUCUAUAUGUGCUAAACAUGCUUUAAUACAAUUUAAAAUUGUACAUAGAGCUCAUAUGUCUAAAGAUAAGCUUGCUCGAUUCUAUUCUCAUAUUAACCCUCAAUGUGACAGAUGUCAUUCAGAUGUGGCUUCAUUGACCCACAUGUUUUGGUCAUGUCCCACUUUACAUAACUAUUGGAAGGACAUAUUUGCUACUAUUUCCUCAAUUUGGAAUAUCGAUUUACAACCUCAUUUUAUUACUGCAAUUUCUGGUAUACCAAAUGAGGAUGAUAAUCAUUUUUCCCCUUCAAUUAGACGAAUGAUUGCUUUUGUAACAUUAAUGGCCAGAAGGUCUAUAUUACAAAAUUGGAAAGAAGUAAAUCCUCCUACCACGUUCCAGUGGUUUUCUCAAACUAUUUCUUUUCUGAGCUUGGAAAAAAUUAGAAGCACUAUUUUUGACUCAUCAAUUAAAUUUGAAGAAACUUGGGGACCGUUCAUACGACAUUUUCAUAUGAAUUAAUUUGGCCUUUUCCAGACCUUCUCUUUACUUAUUCUUGUUCAGGUAUGGAGUUCCGGAGUUUUUGGCACUAUCAUAUACAAAUAAACUGUUAUUAUUGCCCAUGUUAGUUUAG